Molecule: messenger RNA, 5259 nt
Organism: Pocillopora verrucosa
Lineage: Eukaryota; Metazoa; Cnidaria; Anthozoa; Scleractinia; Pocilloporidae
Biological process (GO): DNA integration
Molecular function (GO): nucleic acid binding
Source: RefSeq, a predicted model, not a curated record
AUGGAAGCGACUGAAGCGAAUCUAGAUAUCAAAGUGACACAGCUUAAAAUGAGCAUUGGUAAAACGAACACCAUCGUAGAAACAGGGAAGUCAGAAGCGAUCGAAAGACAUUUGUCCACCCUGCGGUCCCUCAGUAAAGAACUAAAUCGAAUGCGGAUAGAAGUAGAAGCGACAAAACUAGGUGCGAAAGAAAAAAUUGCCGACAUCGAGGCGUGGAGCAGCGGAAUCGACGCACAACUGGAAAAAGCGGAUUGCGAAGUGGAUAAAAUGUGCACGUGGAUCGACGACCGCAAAAGAGAAGCAGAAGCAAUUGUCAAGCAAGAAGAACUUAAGUUUCACAAAGCGAAGAUAGAGAUGCAGGCAGAAAUCCAAGUUGAGCCACACCCCCAACAAGCGACGACGACGCCAAGCGACAUACAAGCCAAGCUGCCUAAACUGAUGAUAACGAAGUUUGACGGUACCUAUAUGGACUGGCCACGAUUUUGGGGACAGUUCACAGAAGCAAUCGAUAAAACGGGCGCUCAACCGAUCACGAAAUUUACCUACCUUCGAGAACUACUGGAUGUCAAAGUGAAAAGAGCAAUAGAGGCGUUGCCCUUCACGGCUGAGGGAUACAAUCGGGCAAAGAGUAUCCUAAGCGAGAGGUUCGGAAAGGAGUCAGAAAUCGUCAAAGCUUACAUCAAAGAGAUUCUGGAUCUCCCCUCAAUAUCAAGCCCAAACCCGAGAAAAAUUGGUGAAUUUAGCGAAAAGCUAACGUACUGUGUGCAAGCCCUGCAGACACUAAACAAACUGGAACAAGUCAAUGGGGCGGUGUCUAUGACACUAGACAAAUUGCCAGCGAUCCGCGGAGAUCUCGUCCGGACCGACCCCGACUGGGAAAGCUGGGACUUUGCAAAACUUUCAGAAGCAGUUCGAUUGUGGACCAGGAGAAAUCCAAUGGAUAUAAACCAGCGUGAGCGUGAGCAAGAACAGCAAUCAACAAAACGGAACGUACGCCAGCAAGCAAGAAUUUACCACACGCGUCGGGACGCCGAUGGUAAACCCCGCUGUUGGCGUUGCGUUUACUGCGGCGAAGAUCACAAAGCCAUCGAAUGUACAAGAGUGACACAUGUCGCUGAUCGCAGACAAAUUUUACUAAAUAAGCGUUUAUGUUUCAAUUGUGUGUCUGGGAACCACCGCGCGUUCUAUUGUCCGAGCAAAUCAGCCUGUCAACGCUGCCAUAAGCGUCACCACACGUCGAUUUGUGACACACCAAACCCGACAAGCCAAGUUAACCAGCCAUCAGCACAUGGGGUCGCUUUGACAACAAACCAAACUGGAGAGGGUCUGUUCCCAGUAGUCAUCAUAGAGGUCAACGGAAUUAAAUGCAGAGCGCUUAUCGAUUCUGGAGCCGGCAGUUCGUACGUGUCGGCAAAGCUGAUCGAACUACUUCGCUUAAAGCCAACCGAUGUCCAGACAAAAACGAUCGAUAUGCUGAUGUCCUCUAAAAUUGCCAAACUCGAAGUCUACGAUCUCGAAUUAAGAUCUGUCAACCAUCAAUUUUCGCUGUCCGUCAAAGCUACCAAAGUGAACAAGAGAGAGUUGUUGUCUAUUGAAAACCCCAAUUAUCGCACGCUAAUUGAGAAGCACCCACACUUGAAAGGCGUAAAUGUUUACGAUGAUGACACAAAAGCGUCUCUUCCGGUUCACGUGGUGCUUGGCAGUGGGGAGUACGCCAGAAUUAAAACGGAAACAAAGCCAAGAAUUGGACAAGAGAAUGACCCUAUCGCAGAACUCACCAAAUUCGGAUGGUUUCUGAUGUCCCCGGGAAAGGAGUUUGACAAAAACACCAUGCUUCUCACCCAGACAAGUCAAAGCAACUACGAAGAUCUGUGCAGAUUGGACGUCUUGGGAUUGCGUGAUAUAGCAGAUCAUGACCAGUCGAUGGUAUUUGAUGAGUUUAAGGAACGCCUAACACGCUCGCCAGAAGGCUGGUACGAGACCACGCUCCCAUGGAAAGCUAACCACGCAGAACUGCCCUCAAACAAGGAAGGUAGCUUAAAACGACUCAAGAACCUCAGUAGAAAACUUCAACGCGAGGAACUGACGGCUCAAUACGACGCGAUAAUUCAAGAACAGCUGGCAGAAGGCGUUAUCGAAAAGGCACCCCCUGUUUCACAGCCACAGAAAGAGUUCUACAUCCCUCACAAGAGCGUGAUUCGCAAGUCCGCUGAAACUACAAAGAUGCGGAUCGUCUAUGACGCCUCUGCCCGAGCGACACCCGAUUCACCAUCACUGAAUGACUGUCUGUACCCAGGGCCUGCGCUGCAAAACAAACUAUGGGACGUUCUAAUUCAGCAGAGAGCCUACCCAGUUGUCCUAGCGGGAGACAUUAAGAAAGCCUUCUUACAAAUCCGGAUUCACGAGAGUGAACGAGAUGCCCUCCGUUUUCACUGGCAGACAGAUUCGGACUCAGAAGUGCAGACAUUCCGGUUCACGAGAGUACUCUUUGGGCUCGCCCCCUCACCCUUUCUACUAGGUGGGGUUCUUGAAUGCCAUCUCGAUACCUGGGCGGAGAAAUACCCGGAGGAGGUAGAGCGGCUACGCCGAAGUUUCUACGUAGACGACCUGUUGACAGGCGGUCAAGACGUACAGCAAGCAAAAGUACGAAAGGAGGUGACGCAAAAAAUUAUGAAGGAUGCCACAUUUGAGUUACACAAAUGGCACUCGAAUCAUGCACAGCUGGAAGAUGACACCCAACCUGCACAAGGAAAGGAAGUUGCCCAGCCUACUUUACGUAAAAACAGCGCCCAAGCCACAUCAAGCGAAGAUCAGUCUUAUGCAAAACAACAGUUACUAGUCAAGCCAAGUGAGUCAAAGCUAUUGGGCGUAAAAUGGGACAAAUUCGAAGAUACUAUCGCCGUGCAGUUCCCAAGCGCGAGUAGUGCACCGACAAAACGUGAAGUACUGGCCAAACUAGCGAAAGUGUACGACCCCCUUGGCUUAGCGUCCCCCAUUACACUGCAAGGGAAGCAAAUCUACCGAGAAGCGUGCGACUGCAAAGUAUCAUGGGACGCACCUAUCCCAGAGAAUCUGAAAAUACGCUGGCAAAGGUGGGAGCAGUCACUUCCGGCGGAAGUAACCACUCGAAGACCCUUAGCACCUUAUCAACAACCAGUCAUCUCCGCUGAGCUGCAUGUGUUUGGGGAUGCGUCAACUUAUGGGGUUGGAGCAGUGGUGUAUUCAGUCGUACGCCAAGAAGAUGGAAUCACUCAAACCCUGGUUGCAGCAAAAGCAAGAUUAGCCAAGAGAGAACUAACCGUCCCCAGGUUGGAGUUAGUCAGCGCUCACAUGGCUACCAAUUUAGUCAUCAACGUAAGAAACGCUCUAAAAGAACUACCCGAACCCAUGAUCUACGGUUGGCUGGACAGCACCGUCGCCCUCCACUGGAUUGUAGGAAAUGGUCAGUACCGACAGUUCGUCUCUAACCGAGUGCAAAAAAUAAGGCAAUACCCACAGAUCCAGUGGAGACACGUGCCCACUACCGAUAACCCAGCGGACCUGGCGAGUCGAGGAGGCCAGGUAACCAACGCAGAGCUUUGGUGGAAUGGCCCAGCGUGGCUACGUAAUCCUGAAAUGUGGCCAGAGAACCCGGUUACCGUGAAAUCCGAAACCUCAGAAGAAGAGGCAAAAGUCAUCCGAGAAGUGCUAAGCCUAGCAAAUGAGAAACCUGAACAAGAACGGAACGUGUUCGACGAACUCCUAAAACGCCAUGAUUUACGCCGAGCUCUUCGCAUCCAAGCUUGGGUGCGACGGUUCACCACUCACAGGGUGCGCAAGGGACCUCUUACUAGCGAAGACAUUCAAGAGACCAAGAACUGGUGGAUAGAAAGAGUCCAGUCUCAAGAUUUACAGAAACCGCACUUUGAACAGACCAGGCAGAAACUCAACCUCGUUUCCAAUGCAGAUAGAAUUCUCGAAUGUCAUGGAAGAAUUCAAGGAAAAUACCCAGUGUACCUGCCAGCAGACGCCGUGUUUACGAGGAAGCUUGUACAGAGGAUUCAUGUCGAAACCUUACAUGGAGGUGUGGCCCUUACCAUGGCAGCGAUUCGUGAACAGUACUGGAUCCCAACCCUGAGACAGCUAGUGAAGUCUGUGCGAUCUGCUUGUUGGGGCUGUAAACGUUUCAUCGCUUCACCCUUAACAGUACCACCCCCUGGACUACUGCCUACAGACCGUACAGAUGGUGGAACAGCCUUCGAAGUUAUUGGCACGGAUUUUGCUGGUCCUAUCAAGUAUAAACAACGCAAGAAGGGCGAGGAGAAAGCUUACUUGGUUAUCUUCACGUGUAGCCUGUCCAGAGCCGUGCACCUAGAAUUAUUGUCUAGUCUAGAGACAAGCAAUUUUAUUACCUGUCUUAAACGCCUCAUCGCUCGCCGCGGCAGACCGCGCGUUAUCUACUCAGACAAUGGAGGCACCUUUAUCAAGGCUGCGAAAUGGCUUCGCCAAUUGCGAGGAGAUGAGCGCCUCCAAAGUCUCCUUGAAGAUUACGACAUAACCUGGAAAUUUAACUUAAGCCGGGCUCCUUGGUGGGGAGGUCAAUUCGAGCGGUUGAUUGGAGUCGUAAAGUCCGCCAUGUACAAAGUCAUUGGGGGAGGUGUACUUACCUGGACUGAGCUGAGCGAGGUACUGCUCGACGUGGAAACACAAAUCAAUCGACGUCCAUUAAGUUAUGUAGAAGAUGAUGUCGAGCUACCAACACUUACACCGUCAACAUUCCUGUUUCAGCGAACGAGUCAGCUGCCAGAAGAGAAAACAGGGAGGAUCAAAGACCUGGACCUACGCAAACGCGCUAAAUACCUCAGGAACUGCAAGAACAAUCUCUGGAGGCGGUGGCAGAGAGAAUAUUUAACAGCUUUAAGGGAGCGGCACAACCUGACACACAAAGCGGCCAAAUUUCAGCCAAAUGUUGGAGAUGUCGUAACUAUAAAGACCGAAAACAAGAAUCGUGGGAGUUGGCCACUGGCGAUAGUAAACAAAACCUAUCCCGGGAGGGACGGAAUCAUCCGCGCAGUUCAACUCAAGACAGCAAACGGCAUGUUAGAGAGGCCUGUUCAACACCUGUACCCUCUUGAGCUAAACUGCGACCAGGCUUGUGAGACACAUGCAGACGCUCCCACAGCAGAUUUGAACCCAAACGCACUAGUUUUCAGGCCGAGACGGGAUGCUGCAGUUGCUGCCAGAGCCCGAAUCCAGGACCUUGCUGAAGAUGAACAAUGA